Molecule: messenger RNA, 2062 nt
Organism: Macadamia integrifolia
Lineage: Eukaryota; Viridiplantae; Streptophyta; Magnoliopsida; Proteales; Proteaceae
Product: low-temperature-induced cysteine proteinase-like
Exons: 5
Coding region: 242-1771 (509 amino acids)
Cellular component (GO): lysosome
Molecular function (GO): cysteine-type endopeptidase activity
Source: RefSeq, a predicted model, not a curated record
UCUUUCAAAAUGACCAUACACACCCGUCACUAAUGAGCCGCUACCCACUAGCCAUUAGAGCAAUCGAAAAGGUUCGAUCAGUCUAAUUAGAAUAAACAAUAUUAGCUUCGUCUCUUUGGUUGAGCUGAAUGGCAGGCCAUCGUCUGGGUCCUUUAGCUGUUUCUCCCACCUUUAAACCUAUAUAAAGGUUGAAUUAGUAUAGCACCCAAACAGGUCACUGACCCGUGAUCGGUUCAGGAACAUGGAUUGCCGGAAAACAAAAUUGGCCCUUCUUGUGUUUCUGUGGGCAUCCACUUUCGGCCUGUGUCUGUGUCUUCCAAGGGAGUUCUCUAUAGUAAGUCAUGACAAGGACGAGUUAUUGUUAUCAGAAGAACGAGUCUCCGAUGAGUUCAGGCAAUGGAGGGAGAAGCAUGGGAAGGUUUACAAGCAUUCAGAAGAGUUGCAGAGGAGAUUGGAGAACUUCAGGAAGAAUCUGAAAUACGUAUUAGAGAAGAACUCGGAGAGAAAAUCUCGGUCGGGGCAGGUUGUGGGUAUGAACAGAUUUGCAGAUAUGAGUAACGAGGAGUUCAAGGCGAUGUAUAUGUCUAAGAUUAAGAAGCCGAUUGGGAAGAAGAGUGCUGUGAAAUGGGGGAGGAGGAAGGGAAAGGAGAUGAUGUCAUGUGAAGCGUCUUCGUCUUUGGAUUGGAGGAAGAAGGGAGUAGUGACUGCUGUGAAGGACCAAGGCGACUGUGGGAGUUGUUGGUCAUUCUCUUCAACUGGAGCCAUGGAAGGUAUAAAUGCAAUAGUCUCCGGAGAACUUAUUAGCCUUUCAGAACAGGAACUUGUAGACUGUGACACAACCAAUGAUGGGUGCGACGGAGGUUAUAUGGACUAUGCGUUUGAGUGGGUUAUAAAUAAUGGUGGAAUCAAUUCAGAGUCCAACUAUCCUUACACAGGGUUGGAUGGAACCUGCAAUGUCACCAAGGAGAAAAUCAAAGUAGUAAGCAUUGAUGGCUAUGAAGAUGUAGCUGAAGAAGACAGUGCUAUGCUUUGUGCUGUUGUUCAACAACCUGUCAGCGUGGGGAUUGAUGGCUCAGCAUGGGAUUUUCAACUAUAUACAGGGGGGAUCUAUGAUGGGGACUGUUCGAGCGAUCCAGAUGACAUUGACCAUGCAGUUUUGAUUGUAGGUUAUGGUUCACAAGGAGAUGAAGAGUAUUGGAUAGUGAAGAAUUCAUGGGGAACUACUUGGGGAAUAGAUGGAUACAUAUAUAUAAGGAGGAACACAGAUUUGCAAUAUGGGGUUUGUGCAAUCAAUGCCAUGGCUUCUUAUCCAACCAAAGAAUCCGUUACCCCUUCACCUUCUCCUUUCCCAUCUCCAUCUGUUCCACCUCCACCACCACCACCACCACCACCACCAACUCCACCACCUCCUUCGCCCACGCCUCCCUCUCCUGGUCCAUCACCAAGUGAGUGUGGAGACUAUUCCUACUGUCCAGCUACAGAGACUUGCUGCUGCAUAUUUGAAUAUUAUAAUUACUGCCUCAUCUAUGGCUGCUGCGAGUACGAGAAUGCUAUAUGCUGUACUGGAACUGACUAUUGCUGCCCUGAGGACUAUCCCAUUUGUGAUGUCGAUGAUGGACUCUGUCUCAAGAACUAUGGAGAUUACCUGGGAGUAGCUGCAAAGAAACGAAAGAUUGCCAGGCACAAGUUCCCAUGGACCAAACUGGAAGGGAUGGGAAACCCAUAUCGACCUCUCCAGUGGAAGAGGAACAAGUUUGCAGCAUUGCAGUGAAGAUGGUAGUGUUCCGUGGAUCAAAAUGGACGGAAUUGCGAACCUGUAUUGGCUUCUCCAGUGGAAGGCAAAUUGGUUUGCCACAAUGAGCCAAAUAUGAUGUUCAACUUAUUUGGUUCGGUCCUUUGAGGCUUGGAUGUUGUUGCCAACAUUUGUUUGCCACAGGACCUAUUUGGAGCAAUUGCUAUCAAAUAAAAUUUCUGUGAACAACACUAAGAUUAAACAUGUGGAAUGAAGACAACAUAUUACAUAAUAAAGCAACCAAUGAUAAGAAGAAUUAUAUGUUCUUAA